AAAAAUUAAUUUGCGUUUUUCGUGGUUUAGAAAAGUUGUCACUGCGUCCCGACGCGUAAGCGACCCCCAAUCACACCCCCUAGUACACGUAACAACUCACCCCAUGCACAAUUACCGCAAACACGAUUUUCAAAAGUGAGGUUAAUUUUUGCGCGGGAAGCAACCACCAACAACCACACAACGUCGCCGCGACUUAGCGACCACCACCAUGGGUAUUCUCGGUUUAUCUAAACUUCUGGCGGACCUCGCCCCCCAAGCCAUCAAAGAAGGCGAAAUCAAGCACUACUUCGGCCGCAAAGUCGCAAUCGACGCCUCCAUGUGCUUAUACCAGUUCCUCAUAGCCGUUCGAAACGAAACCGGCCAACUCACCUCAGUCGACGGCGAAACCACCUCUCACCUCCUUGGAACCUUCUACCGCACAAUCCGCCUCAUCGAAAACGGGAUUAAACCGGUCUACGUUUUCGACGGCAAGCCCCCAGAUUUGAAAUCCGCCGAGUUGAACAAACGUCAAGAACGGCGCGAGGAGGCCCAGAAAGCCCUCGACAAAGCCACUGAACUAGGAGACGUCACAGAAAUAGACAGGUUCAACCGGCGCCUGGUCAAAGUCACGCGCAACCACGCCGACGAAGCCAAGCAGCUGCUCACUUUAAUGGGGGUGCCGUAUGUGGAAGCCCCGUGUGAAGCGGAGGCUCAGUGCGCCGCUAUGGUGAAAGCGGGACUUGUGUACGCCACGGCCACCGAAGACAUGGACGCUUUGACUUUCGGUUCCAACAUUUUGCUGAGACACUUGACGUUCAGUGAAGCCAGAAAAAUGCCAGUGCAGGAGAUUCAUCUCGAUAAAGUUCUACAAGGGUUGGAGUUGGAUCAGGGGGCUUUCGUCGAUUUGUGUAUUUUACUGGGGUGUGACUACACUGAAAGCAUCAGAGGGAUUGGGCCAAAGAGAGCAAUCGAGUUGAUUAAAAAGCAUAAAAGUAUUGAUGAAGUGCUCAAGAACAUUGAUGCUAAUAAGUAUCCGGCGCCGCAGGAGUGGAAUUACGAGGGGGCGCGGCGGCUGUUUUAUGACCCAGAGGUGAUGGAAGCCACGAAUAUUGAGUUGAAAUGGAAUGACCCUGAUGAGGAAGGAAUGGUGAAGUUUCUCUGUGGGGAUAAACAAUUUAAUGAAGAGCGUGUCAGAAACGGCGUUAAAAAGUUAUUAAAGUCACGUGGUUCUAGCGUUCAGGGGAGAUUGGAUGGAUUUUUUACCGUGUUGUCUACGACUCCUGCUAAACGUAAAGCUGAUGACAAGAAGCAGACCACCAAUAAGAAAAAGAAAGGGAGCGGGGGCGGGGGCAGAGGUCGCGGUAGACCGAAAUAAACUCGAAAAUAUUUUAUUUUUUACGUUUGCAUUUACACUACUCCAUUUUUUCCACUAUUUCUUGUAGGCGGGUGUUAUUACUCGAACUUUUAUGUUUUAAGUAGUCUUUGGUCCUGAUCUGAAACACGAAUAUUUGUAGUUUUUAUUUUUUCUGAUGUAUUAAUAUUAAUUUGUAAUAAAACAUACCAGAUAUCGCUUGUCUAA
Messenger RNA from Zophobas morio, 1558 nucleotides. RefSeq names its product flap endonuclease 1 (gene Fen1). Gene Ontology annotation, molecular function: RNA-DNA hybrid ribonuclease activity; 5'-3' exonuclease activity; magnesium ion binding. The transcript has 3 exons. Gene Ontology annotation, cellular component: nucleus. The record is from RefSeq and is a predicted model, not a curated record. The coding region runs from base 209 to 1354 and encodes 381 amino acids. Lineage: Eukaryota; Metazoa; Arthropoda; Insecta; Coleoptera; Tenebrionidae.